Molecule: messenger RNA, 1437 nt
Organism: Rosa chinensis
Lineage: Eukaryota; Viridiplantae; Streptophyta; Magnoliopsida; Rosales; Rosaceae
Product: probable LRR receptor-like serine/threonine-protein kinase At3g47570
Exons: 2
Coding region: 1-1437 (478 amino acids)
Biological process (GO): protein phosphorylation
Molecular function (GO): protein kinase activity; ATP binding; protein binding
Source: RefSeq, a predicted model, not a curated record
AUGGGAAAGCUUAAUGUUCUUCAAAUGGUUGAUUUAUCUUGGAACCAAAUUAGGGGAAGUAUUCCAAGCAUCAUUGGAACUUUUCAAAGCUUGAACCGGCUAGAUCUGUCAAACAACAUCUUUGUAGGACACAUUCCACAAAGUUUCAGUGAUCUGAAAGGUUUGGAAUAUUUGGAUCUGUCAUACAAUAGAUUGUCUGGCACAAUACCAAAGUCUCUUGAAAAACUCAGGUAUCUCAAUUAUCUGAAUUUCUCAUUUAAUAAACUCUCUGGUGAGAUUCCUUCUGGGGGACCGUUUGUCAACUUCACUGAUCAAUCAUUUUUGGAGAAUGGAGUACUUUGCGGCAGAUCAAAUUUUGGAGUCCCACCAUGUAAGGCUCAUAGCAAAAGGAAAUCAAAUAUGGCUUUUCAUUGGCUCAAAUAUAUUCUUCCAGCAAUUGCAUCCACAACAAUUCUCCUGGGUCUUAUUCUACUGUGGAAACAGUAUCAUAAACGGAAAGCAUCAUUGCCAAGUUCCUAUGAAAAGUCACCAUUAACAGAGCACAAAAUGGUAUCAUAUCAAGAACUCCGCCUUGCUACAAAUGACUUCUGCGGAAGCAACUUAAUUGGAGUGGGAAGUUUUGGCUCUGUGUACAAGGGAUUGCUCUCUGAUGGGACAGUUGUUGCUAUAAAGGUUCUAAAUUUGCAAAUGGAAGGGGCCUCCAAAAGUUUUGAUGCAGAAUGCAAGGUGUUGCGAACAAUCCGGCAUAGGAAUCUUGUAAAGGUCAUAACUACAUGUUCUAGCCCUGAGGUCAGAGCUUUGGUGCUGCAGUACAUGUCUAAUGGCAGUCUUGAGAAGUGGUUAUACUCUCACAACUACUGUCUCAGUAUUCUGCAAAGAGUAAGCAUGUUGAUCGAUAUUGCAUCUGCUUUGGAAUAUCUCCAUCAUGGUCAAGAAGAAACUGUGGUGCAUUGUGAUGUGAAGCCUGGCAAUGUCCUUCUUGAUGAAGACAUGGUUGCACAUGUUGCAGACUUCGGUCUUGCAAAAAUUUUAGCAAAAAACAAAGACGCAACACAGACAAGAACCAUCGGUACUGUGGGCUAUGCAGCACCAGAGUAUGGUUCUACAGGAACAGUGUCCAGAAGUGGCGAUGUUUAUAGCUUCGGGAUAAUGUUGCUAGAAAUAAUGGCGAGAAAGAAACCAACUGAUGAAAUGUUUGCUGGAGGAGUGACUUUGAGGCAAUGGGUAAAUGUGUCUAUCCCUGACAAUGUUCUAGAAGUGGUGGAUGCUGACUUAUUGAGCAUAGAAGAGGGAAGAGACAUGUAUGCCACAGAAUCUAUGCUUAUGUCCAUCCUGGAAAUAGGCUUGAGGUGUUCCGAAGUAGCAGCAGAGGAUAGAAUGGACAUUAAGGAUGUGGUGCCCAAGCUCAAGAAAAUAAAACUGGCACUACAAGAAUGA